Spodoptera littoralis (African cotton leafworm) is the source of this 2453-nucleotide messenger RNA. Lineage: Eukaryota; Metazoa; Arthropoda; Insecta; Lepidoptera; Noctuidae. The record is from the annotation of a GenBank genome assembly.
AUCAAAUGUCAUUGUCAAUCCAUCUCUGGAUGUGAUAGUUUUGAUUAGUGUUAUUCAUAACAAAUAAAAAGUAUAUAAUAAAUAUCUUAUCCACUGACCAUCUAACCUGUAAAUUAUUUUAAUAUAAAAACAGUCCUUAAAGUAACAAUAUUAAUUCACUGAAAGAUUUAUUUCUAAGACUAAUGGACGGCAACGAGAGCGACAGCAGUGAUAACGGAUUCGAAGAUCUACAGAUUGUGAACCGAGGUGCUGAGGACGACGAUGGCAGUGCUGAUGGCAGCGAUGUCGUUCACUUGGGACACGAUGCCAAUGACGAACGUGAUAAUGGGGACGGCAAUGGCUCGGAGGCAGACUCUGAAGAGGAACAUUUCUAUGAUAUAUCUAUAGCAGCCUCUCAUUCAUACCUGGGCGCGGGGCUGGCGUGCGUGCGCGGGCGCAGCGUGGUGGAGGCGGGCUGGGCGGGGCGCGUGCCUGCGCUGGCGCACCACGGCGUGCUGUUCCCGGGCGAGACCGUGCCCAUGCUGCUGCCGCGCGCGCACGACGCCGCGCUACUGGUGCAGGCCAUCCGCAAAGACAAGCUCUUCGGCCUGCUCUGUCCUGACGAGGUGGGCGUGAUGCUGUCGGGGUACGGCGUGCUGUGCGAGGUGAUGAUGGCCGGCAUCGACGAGACGCAGGACGAGCCCACCUCUGUCACGUUCAAGGCGCGCGCCAUCCAUCGCUUCCGCCUGCUGAAGAUGCCCAAGACGACGAUCCCUUUGUCUGCAUACGCCAGGAUGCGGACGGUGGAGGUGGUGGUGCUGCCGGAGCUGUGCGCGCGCGACACUCUGCGCGCCGCGCGGCUGCACUCGCUGGACCCGCUGCGGGGACCCACGCACCUCGCGGCAGUCCAGCGCCGCCUGCGCACGCUGGACGCGGCGGUGACGCCGUGGCCACUGUUCGUGUACGAGAUCUUCGACUACGAGUCCAUGCGGCACGCCAUACACGACUACUUCCGCACCAUCAUGCUGGAGGACAAGUUGCCGGAGGACGCGGUGUCGCUGUCGUUCUGGGUGGCGUCCAACCUGGCGCUGUCGGCGGCGGACCGCCUGGCACUGUUCGCGGUGGACGACGCCCUGCUGCGGCUACACAUGGAGGUGCACUUCAUACGCAGAAAAAGCGUACUCUGUUGCUCGUCGUGUAUGGCGCAGAUUGCUCGGAAGGAGCACAUAUUCCCUAUGUCCAGCGAAGGAGUGCACUCCAAUUAUACUAAUUUAGGCGGGUACAUGCACGACAUCCUGACGGUGAGCGAGGUGUGCGGCGUGGCUCCGAGCGGCGCGGCGUCGGCGGAGUACUCGUGGUUCCCCGGCUACACCUGGACCGUCGCCGUCUGCGCCAACUGCAUGGUGCACGUCGGCUGGAGGUUCGAGGCCAUGAAGCGCAGCCUGCGGCCGAGUGAGUUCUACGGCCUGUGUCGGAACUACGUGCAGCCCUACGACACGGACGAGGCGCGCGGGGAGCAGUGAUACAUAUGUACUCCACAACUUGCCAAAAUUAUUGUACCACCAUUGUUAAAGUAUGGGAAUAUGCUUCUACUGCAGUAUAAACUUGAAAAGUAUUACUCCCUGUUUAGGUGCGAUUUCUACAGAUGAUAAUUAUUUUUCAGUAUUUUAAAUAAUUCCUCAUGUUAGUGAUAAAUAAAAUGUAAAAUACGAUGCAAAUUGUCCAUGUCUGUAGGUGUCAUAUAGAUCAGUUCCCGUACAUUUUACCUAAAUACUUUGACACCGCUCCUCUUCAGUAAUACAUAACGUGUAAUUUCGUAUUCAAGAAAUUGUCUAAUUGAAUUUGUCACAUACUGUAGAUAUUGUGUAGAUUGACAAUCUGAAAGAUUUGUUACUCGUUGUCUUGUCGACAUACCGAAUGUAUUUGUAAAGAACUCGCAAGUAACUGGGUUAUAGCAUGGACUGAGUAAGUAUAGACGACAUGCGACAUCACGUACGAUUGUUACGGCGAGAGGAGAUCACAGCAUAUACUUGUUCAUAUACUUAUACCUUGUAGGAUGAGUGUACAUACUGUUACAAUAUACUAAUCAGUUUUGUUAUGUUUAGUUUAAGACUUAUUACUCUCUAUGUACUGGGUUUGUACUUGUAACGAAUACUGACAUAUGAGUUAAAGCUAAGCGACUGAUGUUUUUAGUUUCAUUUUUAUGAUUCUUUCUAAUACAAUAAAGCUUAUCAUAACAUAAGUUACAUUAAUAUUUCUGGGAAACGGUAAAUUUAAAUAAUUACAAAAUUUUAAUCUUUUUUAUGUUAAAAUUCCAUAGAUACGUUUAAACUUGUUAUGUAAUUAAUGGUGUUUUCAAUAUCGUCAAAUAGCCUUACCUACCAAUAUCAACAAUCAAAUGUAAAUAAAUGUCUUUUUUACAAUGUAAGCAACAUAAAUAUAUUAAAUUAAGAGAAAUAAACGUGUUGAAAAAA